This is a messenger RNA of Plectropomus leopardus (leopard coralgrouper), 1740 nucleotides long. RefSeq lists its product as uncharacterized. Gene Ontology annotation, biological process: regulation of DNA-templated transcription. Gene Ontology annotation, molecular function: DNA-binding transcription factor activity, RNA polymerase II-specific; RNA polymerase II cis-regulatory region sequence-specific DNA binding. The record is from RefSeq and is a predicted model, not a curated record. Lineage: Eukaryota; Metazoa; Chordata; Actinopteri; Perciformes; Serranidae.
GCUACGUUAGCUGAGUUUAUCCUCUUCCAGUCUAGCUACUAUCGUUGAUGUCCUUGUCCCGUCAGUCUCACCGGAGACAUGGACACCAAAAUGUUUCAGCUGAGGUCGUUUGUUCAUCAGCGGCUGUACACGGCAGCAGAGGAGAUCCUCGGAGAGGUGGAGAAAACCAUCACGUUAGCUUUGUACGAAGCCGAAGUUAGUCGAUCUAAAGAGGAGGAGGAAAGUCUGCGGCACCAGCUAACGGUAGACCUCCAGCGAAAGAGACCAGCUGCAGAUCCUUCACUGACCAGCAGCACAGAGGAACAUGGAGAUACAUGUGAGACUCCACUGCUGCAGGAGAACCCAGGACCCUCAACACCAGAGGAGUCCAACUUUAGUCUGAGUGUUGAGGACCCGGGACCCUCUCAAACCAGCACAGAUGUGGACACUAAGAACUGGAACUUCUGUUUGGUUCAGACAAACUUCAAGAUUUCGCAGAUAAAAGAGGAGCAGGAGGAAAUUAGGACUGACAGUCAAACACAGGAAAUGUUUUUUGUGAAAAGCGAGCAAGAUCAGCCGGAGGUUUCAUUCGAAAUGCAGCCACUCUCGUCAGACUUUUCUGCAGCUCAAAGUGGCAACAACGACAGCGAUGAGGAGUUGGCGAAAAGCAAAGGAGAACAGACCAAAACUGUGAAGAGGAAAGGAAACUUACUGCAAAGUGGCAGCAUUGCUGAGAGGGACCGAGCAGAUUUGCCUCAUGACAAAAGUUCUGCUAAAAGCGAAAAAGAACGCAGUUUUUGCCAUUUUUGCGGCAAGGGAUUCCAGUACAUCGGCUCUUUGAUGAAGCACAUAAAAACACACGAGAACAAUUUUGAUUGCACUGUUUGUGGGAAAACAUGCCAGUCUACCCAGGAGCUGCUAAUUCAUGUGAGAGGUUGCCACAACAAAACAUAUUUUUGUGACGCUUGCGGCAAGACUUUUGCCAAUAUCCGUUGUCUCCGACUGCAUGAAAGAAUACACACAGGCAUUAAAGAGUUUAUGUGUCAAGAAUGCGGCAAGACAUUUUACAGACGGGAGCACCUGAUCGUGCAUGUGCGGACUCAUUCUGGGGAAAAACCGUAUCACUGUGAUAUUUGUGGUAAAGCAUUCAGUCAGAGCCAGAACCUUACAAUUCAUAAAAGAAGUCAUUCAGGCGAGAAACCGUAUCAGUGUGGCCUCUGUGGCAAACUUUUUAACACAAGCAGUCACCUCAAAACACACAUGAGAUACCACUCAGGAGAAAAACCGUACCCAUGUGAUAUUUGUGGUAAACGUUUUCGCCAAAGCGGACAGAUGACGAGACAUCGGACCACACAUACAGGAGAGAGGCCAUACGGCUGCCAUGUUUGUGGUAUGAGAUACAGGUUUGCACCGAAUUUGAAGGUGCACCUGCAGACUCACGAAAAGGCAGCUGCUGAGUGAAACAGGGAAAUGAACUCGGCAGACCAGCUCAGACCUCCGUUAUAAAUCAUAUAUACUGGUAAGGUAGAUUAAUUUUGAAGAGCAGUUGGGAGAAGUCCUUUACUUGUUAUAAAAAACAAACAAACAAUGGAAAUAUGUUCAUGAAGCCCUUUAGGUUUCUGUUUAUAUGAGCUCCGUGCUGGAAAAAAUGGGUAACUGUUCAAGGUAAAACCAUUAUUUUGUAUAUCAUUCUGUGUAACGUCUUCUUAGUAUGAAACCAAGUUUCCACAAGGGGGGACAAUAAAGUUUAAUAUCCUGAAA